GUCAAUAACUGACGUCACAAAUAUGGUUUUAUAUUCUAUAACUUGAACUCUUGAUCAUUAUAACAUUUUGUUUUAUGAAUCCAAGUUAUGAAGUUAUUGGUUAUUCCAUUCGUUUGUGCAGCGUUGUUGUCUGAAGCAGAAGCUGAUGUCUGUAAUGAUAGAUGUACAUUGACUCAGGUGUGCGGGAGUGAUGGGAAAUGCUUUGAACGCUCGCACUAUGUAAAAUGCCCCUCGUGGGGAAAAGCACAGGAAUAUUACUGUAAAAUAGGCCUUGCUGAGUGUUGCGAUAGUAAAUGUAUGCCAUUUGGGUCAGUGUGUUGUGGUAAUGACGAAUAUUGUCAGAAGGGAUAUACAUGUUGUAAAGGAGAUCAUUGUUGCCCACCUGGAUCAUACUGCAAUAAUGUUAAUUCGUGCAGCAAAAAAUCGAGCUUUUUUUGGUGGCAUGGUGUCAUAAUCAUAGUGGCAGUUGCAGUAUUUGUCGUCGUUUUUGCUGUCAUAUGGAGACAAAGACGUUCAAGGUUCAUAGCGAAUAAUCAGCCUAGUGGAGUUGUUAUGGUAAAUAACCCAGGACAUACCAUGAUGCAAUCUACAAAUGUUGUCGGACAACCACAAAACGUUGCUUUUGUUCUAGCAAAGUGAAUAGACAAGUUAUAUUAACACGCUAGUGGCAACGCUUAUCACAACAUCUAUGUUUUAAACAUCUUGACAAUGCUAGUCGGAGUCCUGUUAUAAUUGUCUGAUCAGAAAACUUGCUAUACAUUCACUAUUACAUUGUUUCAAGGACGACAUCAUUAUACGUCAACAUUUAUUAUGCGUGAUAUACGUUUCGUUGCUGAGUAUUCAUACAGAAUUGUAUUUCAUUUCACUCAUUCUGAAAGGGAUUGGCCUACAUUUGACACAUUUUCCAUAAGAAUUUCAAACAUUGAUAGAAAUAAAAGAAAUGUACUAUGUAUAUGUUAGUGUUCAUCCGUGCUGUUCUACAGAAAAAGAAACUUCGCCGGGAGCGAUAGCGACAGGAGAAUGUUUCUAAUUUCUGUAGAACAUCUAAGGAUGAACACUAACAUAUUUAGUGUCAAGCUUUAUUUGGCCCGUGAUUACGACACUACCACUAUGAAAAAUAGAAAGCGACUAUGAACGGAUUUCAAUAUAGUAUCGGCUUUUUUUCUUCUAUGAAAGUUAACACACAUAAUUUUUAAGAAAUACAGCGUUUUCAUUGGAUGACAAAUAAAGCUGGACACUAAACAGUAUAUUUAGAUAUUCUUAUAAAACAUUCUUGGAAAAUAAAUUUGAUAGAGUUAAAAGCGAUUAAGUAUGAAUAAUUAUAAAUGUAAUGAUACUAUUUUAUUCUGUAACAAUUUAUUAUUUGCUAUAUACAUGUUUAAAUAUGUAAUGUCAUGUAGCUAACACUUAUAAACAAUAUUCUUAUAAAUUA
Molecule: messenger RNA, 1432 nt
Organism: Ruditapes philippinarum (Manila clam)
Lineage: Eukaryota; Metazoa; Mollusca; Bivalvia; Venerida; Veneridae
Product: SCO-spondin-like
Exons: 6
Coding region: 88-639 (183 amino acids)
Source: RefSeq, a predicted model, not a curated record